UAGGAGAGUAGUAAAAUAUGACUUAUAACAUAGGCCAUGGACGGAGAGUAAACAUAAAAAUAUAAUAUUAAUGGAGUUUGUUCAGUUGUUUUAUUAAAUAAUUAAAAAGAAACGUUGGAAAAACAAUGGUUGACUGAGAGAAGGCCUAUGCGAGUGAGAACAGCUCCUGUACGAAAAUGGCAGCGGACCGAAGAACGGGCAUUGAUUGAUUAUCUUAAGUCAAAUAUAAGAGACUUUGAGAAACCAACAGCUCAGGUUUUCUAUAGGAAAUUCAUUGAGGAAUAUCGCAUUAGCGAUAUCGAAUGGAAGUUGGUAAGGGCUAAGGUAAGAAAUAUGAGAAUAUCUUAUGGCAAAGCUAAGCAAUGGCUGGAGACGCAAGGUUCAAAUCUAUUGCAUACAGGAGAAAAUGUACAAGAUAUGUUAUAUAAAAUGUGCUCUUUCUAUAAUGAUUUCGAUGAACUAUUUGAAAAUCCAUCUCGUGCCGAUAUAUCCUCUUAUAUAUUGGAUAACUCUACCAGCAGCAGCGAUUUUGUUAAAGAGGAAAUGUUGAGCGAUACCAAUGAGGAUAUGUUGCCAGCAGAAACAGAUAUUACAAGAAGAGAUUACCUAAAUGAAGGCAUAUCAAACGAGGAAGAGAUCCAUACAACAAAUUCUGUAGAAUCUCAAGAAACUCUAAGGCAAUUUAAGAAAGUAAAACUGGAUAUGGCGCAUUUAUUAAAGGAAGAAGAAUUAAAGCUGCUAAAGGAAAGACUAGAAUUUGAUAAAGCAAAAUUCAAGCAAGAAAUGGAAAUAAGGCAAAGAGAAAUCGAUAGCAAUGAAAGACUGAAGAUUUUAGAAUUGGAGAUGAAGGAAAGAAUAGCAAUGAGCGAGUUAAAGAUGAAGGAGAGAAUAGUUCUCAAUGCUUUGGGAGGAAAAAUGUAAAUGCAUGCAUUCAUUGCGGCAAUUUCACAAUUUGGACUACACUCUGUUCCUUAAGGGAAUGUCUGUGGGUAAUUUUAUCUCAAAAUGUUUAGUAUUAUCUAUUUAAUAAGUUUUAGUUUAUUCUAUUUUCAAUUAACAAUAGUUGUUACUCUUAUAUGUUAUUAUUGUAAGACUACAAAUAUAAAAAUUUCUUAUGUAAAUAUAUUCAAUGAUCACC
This is a messenger RNA of Stomoxys calcitrans (stable fly), 1138 nucleotides long. RefSeq lists its product as uncharacterized. The coding region runs from base 148 to 921 and encodes 257 amino acids. NCBI's taxonomy places the organism in Eukaryota, Metazoa, Arthropoda, Insecta, Diptera, Muscidae. The transcript is spliced from 4 exons. The record is from RefSeq and is a predicted model, not a curated record.